Molecule: messenger RNA, 1348 nt
Organism: Cataglyphis hispanica
Lineage: Eukaryota; Metazoa; Arthropoda; Insecta; Hymenoptera; Formicidae
Exons: 3
Coding region: 249-1274 (341 amino acids)
Source: RefSeq, a predicted model, not a curated record
CAAUAGAGUUUGCGCAGAAGGUCCCGCCCGAUGGGAUUCGUCCUACGAUCUUUUUUAUGUCACUGACAUAUUUGUUUUGAAUAUUUUGAACAUUUAUAAUAGUAAAAUAAAUUACGUUAGAUUAUUUAUUCGAAAAUAGUAUAUCCUUUGAAAAAAUAUUGAUAUUGAAGAAACUAAAGGAUUAAUCAUCUCGUUGUAUCAGUUUGAUAUGAUCUAAACAGUGAAUUUGUUAAAUAAAGACGUGAAUCAUGAGUAACUUUAGUGAGCUUCGUCAAAUAUCAGAUAUUUCCAGUAUUUCGACAAUCUCUCAUUCCAGCAGUAGAUUUAUCGACAGAGUGGACUCAUCACAAUGUUUGUUAGAUAAUAAUUCCAGCAUUAUAAAAAAUAGUAAUGAUAAGUUUGCGAUAAUCCAAGAAACAAAUGCAAUUGAGAAAGCAAUGAAAUCUUUUUCAUUAUGCGAGAAAAAUAUGAACGAGCACAGAAAAGCCAAUAUUGUUUAUCAAUGUGUGAAGGAAGCAUCCUUGAAUCACAAAGAUAUUCUGUCCAAAAGCAUAGCAAGCAAAUUGCGAAUAUUGCUCUUAAAUCAUGAACUUGAUAAAUAUAUGCACUUUCCUUCAUCGAUAAAACAUAUGCAAGACGAAUUGAUGCUUUUGGGAAUUAUUGAUUUACCAUCGUCAGACUUAAAUCCUGAUGAGAAAUUAGAGAUUAAAUGCUGUGUCGAGACAAUGCUUCGAGAAAAAAUACAUGAUAUGAUAUUAAGAUAUGAAGAAUUAGGAGGAAAUGUCAAAAAGGCAUUGAAGAGUAAUGAGUGCAACAUGCAUAAUAAAUUCCUGGAAUACGAUAUACCAGUAGAAUGGAAGAAUAAAAUUGAGGAAUUAAUUAUGCAAUGCAAAAGCAAUUCUCUGAAAUAUACAAAAUUAAUUGGCAGAUGGAAUAAGAUGAAAUAUGAGGACAUGACUCAAGCAUAUUUGGAGAAUGCAGAGCAUUUACUGCUGCAGGCGCAAGUUGCAGACUUGCAAGCAAAACUAACGAAUAUUUCUUGUACAAUUAAAAUGUUCAAGGAGACUCCGACUACAAUCGACGCUUUUAAAAUGCUAAAUCAACUGGUUGAAGAAAAAUUGAAAGCAAUUAGAGAUGAAAUCCGUCAAAAAGAAGAUUUAAAGAAACUUUAUGAUAAUUUGAAAAACACAGAAUAUGAUAAGAUAUUAGAAAACUAUUUACAGCUUUGCAAUGCAAUAAAAAAAAAGAAAAGUAUUUUAAAUAAGUUAAAAUAAUUUUAUAAAUAAAAUUGGAAGAUAUUUUGAUAAUUAAUCUAAAAAAAAAAAAAAUAAAUAUUUUUCUACAUUUA